AUUUAUUAUAUAUAAAAUGUGUAAAAUAUACUAUUAUGAAUCUUAAUCUUGUAUCCAGUCCCCUUUUGUUUAUCGGUUCAAACUUAAAUAUACACAAAUUUAAUGAGUUUAAUAAAAUUUUAACUACACAUAACAAAUAUGAUUUUAAUAUUAAAUCCAGACCAUUAAUUCCUUCUGAAGAUUUCUUAAAUCAAACCCAAACAAGUUUUAAAUCGGAUAAAUUAAGAAAGAAUCCUCACUUGGAUUCUGAUUUGGUAACAUAUACUGGAUCAGCUCUUCAGUACGAUAAUAAACAUAAAGAUUCUACACCUGUUAAUGAUUUUUCUACAGUUUUCUCCUCUAAACCCCUAAUUAAUACACUUUCUAAGAUUUUUGCAAAGGAAGGUUUGUCAAAAUUGAAUGAAUACCAAUUAUCUCUUUUUGAUGAACUGUUGAAUGGAAGAGAUGUUAUACUUCAUAGUUACACAUCUUCCGGGAAAACAUUUUCUGUACUUUUAUACAUGGCCCUUCGAUACUAUUAUCAGUUGGACCCAAAGUUUCUAUCAUCGGUUUCAUUUUCUCAAAUUCUAAAUCGGAUUAAAGAUGUACAAUAUAACGAUACAUUACAUUUUAAGAGACAACAAACUCCUUUAAACCGUAGAGUUUUGGUUUUAUGUCCAACAAAGGAGCUAGCAGCCCAGUCUGCAAAUCAGCUUAUUAAUUUUACUGGUGGAAAGAAGGAUGUAGUUCACUUAAUAAUAGAUGAGCAUGAUGUUUGCCCUAAAAUAGCCCCUGAAUCGAUAUUUAUAGUUGGGUCAUCAAACCAGGUUGAGUCAUAUUUUUUGCAUGAAGACCAGAAACACACAAGAUCCAUUCUCCAAACGAUUGAUUAUGUAUUCUUAGAUGAAAUGGACAGAUUAAUCAAAGUGCCAAAUCAAUAUGCAAAUGUUAAGAAGAAAAGGAUUCUAAAUGAGAAGCCAGGUUCAUCAUAUAAUAUUUGUCAGACUUUGCUUUCCAUAUCGCCUAACAAACUAAGAUUUGUUUGUGCCUCGGCUUCAAUAACCAGACAACACAUACGCAAAGUCAACAGCUUGAUUAGGAUGUACAGAAAUAGUAGAGAUAACUUGACGGCAUUGAUAAGGAAGAAGAUAAGCGCAACAGACACUGGAAGAUACGUCUCAAUUCCUGAAACUAUUAACCAUUUUUACUCUAUAUCUUCUCAAGAUACUCAAGAGUCCAAAGUUAGGAACUUGUUGAAUAUGUUGAAGAGGGAUACUGGGACUGCCAUCGUGUUCCUUAGUUCAGGCUCUCUGUUUUCACUAAAAGAAAGUUUAGAGAAAAAUAAUAUUAAGUGUAAAAUACUACACCAUGAGUUUGGAAUUAGAGACGAUUACAAUAAAGAGGAAGGUGAAUCGGGGGGAAAUAGGUCGAGUACGUCAGUUGAAAAGAUUACGAAAUUGCAAAACAGUAUUAAAGAAGGAGAUAAUGGACAUGUCCUACUAGCAUCUACAGAUUCCGCCAGAGGAAUACACCUGUCAAUGCUGGACUCAGUAUAUAUACUUGGAAGACCAAGAAAUGUAAAUGAAUACAUACAUAUAUCAGGGAGAGUUGGAAGAUGUUCAAGAACAGGAAGGUGUAUAACUAUUGAUACUGACGAGAGUAUAAAGAUAUUGCUAUCAUGGCAAAAACAAAUCAACACAGAGAUUUCACAAAUUUCUAAGUCAAAACAACACAGUGAAGUGAGUGUACCAUGGUCAUAACAUUAUUCCAAUUAAGGAAUCCUUGAUAAAUUAAAUAUCUUACUAUUC
Messenger RNA from Theileria parva strain Muguga, 1787 nucleotides. RefSeq names its product DEAD/DEAH box helicase family protein (gene DBP8). NCBI's taxonomy places the organism in Eukaryota, Apicomplexa, Aconoidasida, Piroplasmida, Theileriidae. The transcript has 13 exons. The coding region runs from base 36 to 1739 and encodes 567 amino acids. Gene Ontology annotation, molecular function: nucleic acid binding; ATP binding. The record is from RefSeq and is a predicted model, not a curated record.